CCACACAGGCGAGGCCGGAUUUUAACCCGGGUCCCCAGAACUGUGAGGCAGAUGUGCUAAUCAGUCGUCCACUGUGCCGCCAUCUUACCCAGUUUAAAUAUGGAAAACAGCUUGGCUCUGAUUGGUCCAUAUCACGGUGGCUUUAACACUUGAUAGAUGGCCAAGCACUCUAUAUACCUAACUAUCUGCAUACAAGCAAUUAAAACGUAAUUGUUUUCAUAAUAUGUCCCUUUUAAGUGGAUUGGGGACCAAAGGAUUGCUGGUUGCUAGAGAGAGGCCUGUUUGCGUCCUAACUCCAACUCAAACACAUUUGAGGAUGACACUGCUGGGAUGCUCUUGCACUGCUUUCACAGUUAAGAAAGAAGGGCUAUGAUGGAGGCGGAAUAUGAUGACUGGUUAACACAUCUGCCUCACAGUUCAGUGCUUGUGGGUUUGAAUUCAGACAAUGGCCUUUCUGUGUGGAGUUUGUAUGUUCUUCCUGGGCUUGUGUGGGGUUUCCUCGAGUUCUCUGUUGUUUCCCCCCACAUUCCAAAAACAUGCAUGUUCGGUUAUUUGAAGACGAAAUUGUCUUUAGGAGUGAGUCUAUGUUUGUCUAUGUGUGCCCAGCGUCCAAUCCAGGGUGUACGGAAGUUGGGAUAGGCUCCAGCACCGCCUGCGACUCUAAAUGAUGUAAAACAGUAUAGAAAAUGGAUAGAUGGAUGGGUUAAAAUUGAAAAUGACGAGUACACUGAGGGUUUUAAAUCUAGUUAGUUAGUUUACGGAAUACCAUACAUGUAGCCAAACGUUUUGUAAAUGUAGGCAAUUAAUUUGAUGAACUUGUAUAAAUUAUGGAAUUAUCUUCUUAAUAGAUUGAUACAUGUUACUUAUAUUAUGUACAUGAGCACGGCUUUACUCUUUUUUUUGUUGUUGUCCUGUUGGCUUUCACUGUGUGCUUUACAGGCAGUGACCUCACGGCGCCAUAUUAAUAUGCUCCCUCCUCCUUCUCCUUGCCUGCUACAGAUGUUAGCUUAGCACUAGCAGCUAGCUGCCAGUCUCCUUAUCACAUCCACUGGGCUGACAUAGGGCAGCGGCGUGAUGGAAAUUGACUCACUUCAAGAGGCGCUCAGAGACUUUGAGAAGAAAACAAAAAGGGAGCCAUGUCCUGUACUGGAGCAGUUUUUAUGUCAUAUCGCCAAGACUGGAGAAACCAUGGUCCAAUGGUCUCAGUUUAAGACCUACUUUCUUUUUAAAUUGGAAAAGGUAAUGGAUGAUUUCAGAGCCACAGCUCCUGAGCAAAGAGGCCCUGCCAAUCCCAAUGUGGAGUCCAUUCCAUUUGAAGAUAUGAAAGAGAGAAUCCUGAAGAUUGUUGAAGGAUAUAAUGGAAUUCCCUUCACUAUACAGCGCUUAUGUGAGUUACUUACAGAACCCAAGAGGUACUACACAGGGACAGAUAAAUUUCUUCGAGGUGUGGAAAAGAACGUAAUGGUGGUGAGCUGUGUUCAUCCAACAUCAGAGAAAAAUGGAUGCAGCGCUGUCAAUAGAAUGAAUGGAGUAAUGCUACCGGGGAACUCCUCUUCCUUCACAGAGAGAAAAGUGAAUGGUCCGGGAACUCCACGGCCACUCAACCGACCGAAAUUAUCUCUAGCCAACUCCCUUGCAGCUAAUGGACUACCUGACAGCACUGAAAACAAAGACCUCAAAACAGACCAAGAAGGUGUUAAAGAUGUAUCCGGAAGUGAGGUUUCAGCCUCGGGAGAUAGCCUGGGGAGUGCGAUAAAGAACAAACACUCAGACACAGAAGAGGACAUGGAAUCUGAGCAGCAGGAGGUGAAGAGACUUAAGUUUGGCAAGGAUGAUGAUGAUGAGGAAUAUGAGGAGGAUGAAGAAGAAGAGGAAGAAGAGCGGGAAGUAGAAACGCCAAAGCCUUUAAAUGCCACUUGCCUCUCAAAAGAAGCAGAAGCCAUUGUCCAAGAGGAAGAAGAGAAAGUCAGUUUCAAGGAUGAGGCCUCUUGCACUGCUACAGCUGUUGAAGACCAAGAGCCAACAAGCAGCACUCAGGCUGAAGCAUGUCCAGACUCGGGCCUUGAUGAUGAACAGGCCGAAAGGGAGGUACUGUGCGGAUCGCAGCAUGACGCCAGUGACAUGGAUCAGACAGAGCACCCGUCACCUGCUUGUGUCACCAGAAGCCCAGAGACCGGUGCAGACAGUGAGGAGAGUCACAGUGACCCAGUCAGCAGCAGCAGCAGCAGUAGUAGUAGCAGCAGCAGCAAUAGUAGCAGUUGUAGCAUAGACGAGAGUGUAGAAGUGGCCAGAGAUGACAUUUCACCCACUCCAUCCAGUAGUACGAAUGAGCCACCUACAGAGGGCGCCAUGGAAAGUUCCUGUGUGGACAUGGGAACACCAGAUGAGCCCAUGGAACAGGACUAGACUGAAAGCCCCCACUCUGCGGUCAUGUGACACCACAAACCAGCUUGUCCUUGAAUCCAGCUUGACUGUCACUGGAAUGGGGAUAACGUCACCUCAUACACAAACACCUCGUCCACAUUUGGACGCCCCUCCAAAAUGGCUACCUGGCAUUGAUGUGAGCAAACAAUUAUUUAGUAUGAACAUUUUUUUCUUUUUUUACUGGAAUUUUGAUUUUUUUUUUUUUUUUUUUUUUUUUUUUUUUUGCUAAAGAGUUGGUUUCAAGCAACCUUCUUUCACAGCUGGAGUUUUUUGUGUGUGUCAGUUGGAGCUUUUUGGUGGGCUGUGAUGGUCAUUUUCUUUUAUUUUUUUUAAUGCCACUCAUUCCAUUUAAGAAAGGAUUGGUAUGCUGUGUCUCCUUGAAGCCCAUUGGGUACAAGCACCAGACUAUAGGAGUCAGCUGUGUUUUUCUUUCUGAAGCACACUUUGAAGGUGCUGGAGUUGUGCAUUGACCUGAGCCCAAUCCCCUACCACCAUUUAUCCUGUUUGGCCACCAGGCUGCAGGAAAGGAACGUGUUUUUUUAAAUUCACUUAGCCCCUUUCACAAGGAUGGAGAUCUCCACGAUGUAUCCCAUGAUUGAAACCUAGUUUUUGCAUGAUACACUACCAAUCCCACGGGACUAUACGAUCACAUGCUACAAUGCAGAGGUGUUCUCUGAAAAAUAGCAUAUUGUGGAUGCAUAAAGUCACCAUUAUUUAUAUGAUAAUUUCAGUUCUCUUGGUUGUUUUUGGAGUUUGUUUUGUUGUCUGCCGGUUGUAGUUUCCAAAACCAGCGGUUAGUACAAAGAUGACGUCCGCUUUCUUUGUAUUGUGAUGUCACUUUCGUUUCACUGACUGACUUCAGAGUAGUCUCUGGUUGCAGUUCUCCACCUAUUUCUGCAGCUAUACUUUUUGAUAUUUAGGAUUUUAAAUUUCUGUAGAUUUUUGUAGAUUGUAAUACAGUAUGUGUUCACUGCCUUUGUGAAACCAUAUAUAAUUGUGUAAUUUCUGUGUAUAUUCUGAAUGCUUUUGCUUUCAAAUGGGGUAUUCAGAAACAGCAAUAAAUGUUAACAUUUU
This is a messenger RNA of Phycodurus eques (leafy seadragon), 3498 nucleotides long. RefSeq names its product protein phosphatase 4, regulatory subunit 2b (gene ppp4r2b). Gene Ontology annotation, molecular function: protein phosphatase regulator activity. The coding region runs from base 1075 to 2406 and encodes 443 amino acids. The transcript is spliced from 9 exons. NCBI's taxonomy places the organism in Eukaryota, Metazoa, Chordata, Actinopteri, Syngnathiformes, Syngnathidae. The record is from RefSeq and is a predicted model, not a curated record. Gene Ontology annotation, biological process: protein dephosphorylation. Gene Ontology annotation, cellular component: cytoplasm; nucleus; protein phosphatase 4 complex.